AUGGUCGACAGGCUCAGCUUCAUUGUCCUUCUUCUGGCCAUCUCCCCUGUACUCGCUUCUCAACCGUUGGCGCCUUCACCAGUAGAGGCGCCGCUUCGAGACCUAACCUGGGGACAAAUAAACUUCUUGCAUACCACAGAUACUCAUGGGUGGCAUGCUGGGCAUUUGCAGGAGCCAUCAUACUCCGCGGACUGGGGUGAUUACAUGUCCUUCUCUACCCGUAUGCGCGAGAAAGCCGAAGCAAAUGGUCAGGAUCUUCUCGUGAUCGAUACAGGCGAUAGAAUAGAAGGGAAUGGCCUCUACGAUGCUUCUGAUCCGAAGGGAAAAUACACCUUCGACAUUAUCAAACAACAGCACAUCGAUCUGAUAUGUACCGGCAACCAUGAGCUCUAUAAAAGAAAUUCAUCGGAGAAUGAAUAUAACAUCAAUGUGCCUAACUUCAGUAGCAGCUACCUUGCAUCAAACUUGGACAUCAUGCAUCCCGAAACAGGAGAGCAAAUCCCUCUUGCACCACGGUUCAAAAAGUUCACCACGAGGAAGCAGGGUAUUCGGAUAACGGCUUUCGGGUUUAUCUAUGACUUUACUGGAAACGAGAACAAUACCGUGGUUCAGCCGGUUGAAGAUACUGUGAAAGAGACCUGGUUUCAAGAAGCAAUCUGGGAUCGCGAAGUUGACCUAUUCCUUGUCAUCGGCCACGUGCCAGUUCGCUCUCCAGAAUUUCUCGAGCUUUACCAAGCAAUUCGUAAAGUGCAAUGGGAUACACCCAUUCAGUUCUUUGGCGGUCACACGCAUAUUCGAGAUUACAAGAAGUAUGACGCAAAGUCCUUCGCCCUUGAAAGUGGACGUUUCAUGGAGACUAUCGGUUUUCAGUCCAUUGACGGACUGUCGACCAGCACGAAAACUGUUCAGACAUCUGCCGCGCCAAAAUUUUCACGGACCUACAUCGACAAUAACAUGUUUUCAUUUCACCGUCAUACGCAAUUGAACGCAACAACAUUCCCAACAGAGCACGGUCAGAAUGUGUCCAAGGAGAUCAGGGCGGCUCGUGAGCAUUUACAGCUGGAUACUACUUAUGGAUGUGCAGAGCAAAACUUGUGGAUGUUCCGUGCAGAGUAUCCUAGUAACAGCAGUAUCUUUACCUGGUUGGAGCAACGUGUCUUGCCAGACGUUAUUGCUGACAAGAACAGAAUGAACAAAUCCAGGCUCGCUAUGGUAAACACGGGCGGUAUCCGAUUUGACAUCUUCAAGGGACCUUUCACUCGGGACUCGACGUAUAUCGUUUCUCCCUUCACCAGUGGAUUUCGCUACGUCAAGGAUGUUCCGUACGACAAGGCCAGCAAGCUAUUGACAAUUCUGAACAACAAUGGCGAAGUUAUCCAGAAUAUGGAGCCCAGUCUGCAGAGCUGGAUGCUUGCCCCUGUCGAACAACGGUCCUCUUCAGCGCAUGUGUUCACUCAAAAAGUGACUGUUCCACCCAAUGAGGACCUCCAGAGGCCGCUCUUGUCUGAGCAUGAUCUCACGCCUGGCUAUACCACAAAAGACGACGCGGGCUCUGAUGGCGACGACACUCUGCAUGCGCCCAUUGCUUCCUACAGGGUUCCAAACGUUAUCCAGUCCCAGAUUGAUCCUCCUUUACAAUCAGGCGACCCUGAGACGAUCGACGUGGUGUAUAUUGAUUUUAUCCAGCCCUGGGUGCUCCUAGCGUUCCAGUUUCUCGAUUUGGAUUAUUCCAUCGACGAUACAGCUGUCUAUAUGGAGGGCGAGACUCUUACCACUUUGCUAGCAAAAUGGGUCACGGCAAACUGGAAGGACAACUGCUAG
Endocarpon pusillum Z07020 is the source of this 1821-nucleotide messenger RNA. RefSeq lists its product as uncharacterized. The transcript is spliced from 2 exons. Gene Ontology annotation, cellular component: cytosol. The record is from RefSeq and is a predicted model, not a curated record. Gene Ontology annotation, molecular function: hydrolase activity. Bases 1 to 1821 code for a protein of 606 amino acids. Gene Ontology annotation, biological process: nucleotide catabolic process. NCBI's taxonomy places the organism in Eukaryota, Fungi, Ascomycota, Eurotiomycetes, Verrucariales, Verrucariaceae.